AUGCACUGCCGGCCAUGCACUGGCAGUGAUAUUCCUACGUGCUCAUGUUCAUUGUUUUUCUUUCAUUCGAAUUACUUUGUCACCUCACAGUAUCCAACAUUCAUUGCACCAGCCUAUCAUCAUGAUCGAACAUCGUCGCCGUCAGAAAUACCAGGACGUCGUCGACGAUUGGAAGAUCCAAUAAUCACGCAUGCUUCGAAUUAUUACGCUACUUUACCACAUCAAAUAUCUCAGUCGAUAACACAAUCUUUUCCGUCACCACCUACGCCGCCUCCUUUACCAUCUCCUCGUCGAAUUUAUCAGCAAUCGAAUCGUAAGGAUGACUAUUGCGAUCUUUUCAAUCUUCUCGACCGCCCACCCUCGCCCAUAAGACCAAGAAGAAAACAUGUUAACAGUCAUGCUAACUCACGUCGUCAUCAUCGUCCGCCAGUCGAUAUAAAAAAUGUUCACAUAAAACAAGUGAAAGAUGCGAAUGAUCGUAAAUCUAAUCAUCAUCGUCAAUUAUCUUCUUGUCAAACUAAAGAACAUUCGAAUGAUAUAUUGUUAUCAAAAGACAAAACAAAGCAAACUAAUGAGAUUUGCCAACGACGCAGAACAAACAAAGGAUUCUUUCGACGAGUAAUGCACAAUUAUUUUUGUAUGCCUUCUCCAAGCGCUACUAAUGGCUAUUCGAGUUAG
Messenger RNA from Adineta ricciae, 678 nucleotides. The record is from the annotation of a GenBank genome assembly. Lineage: Eukaryota; Metazoa; Rotifera; Eurotatoria; Adinetida; Adinetidae.